AGCCAACUAGCUAAAUCGACGAGCAUAAUUUCUAUUCAUUUUGAACUCGAAAGUCUUCUCUUUUUUGACACUCGGACGAGACCCGGACUUUGUGAAAGUUGCAAACUUUCCCCUCUCUUUCUCCGUUCGCAUCCGGAGAGAACAACGCCUCUCGGGGAAACACUAUUUUUUUCUUUGGAAACACGCCACUCAUUCAUUACCCCUCCCUGGGGACCUUGUUCCUGGGUCAUUUUGCUAGAUCAACAUUCAUUCUUUGAACAUAUUUCUCUUGAAAAUAGAGACAAAUUCUCAGAGACCUUGCUGGUUUAGUCUCUGUUGCGUGACCUCGGACCACGUCUCAAGCCGGAGAUCUACGGGAGUCAACCCGCAUGGACAUUGCCUGAGUUCAGGCUACAGAUCCACACGUGCUCCUCUUCCAAUCCUGUAUAGCUUCUUCCUUUCAUUUCAUUUCCCAUCAUAAUGUUGCCCCCGGUACCUUCGCCGCUGGACUACGGCAUCUCUCCGGAGAAUGGCUUCUUGUCACCAGAGCCUCCGCUGGAAGUUCUGCCAGAUGCAUACUAUGCCAAGUGGGAGGCGAUUGCUGCAAACUUGCAGCCUUUGCUCCUCAGUAAAAGAGUCCGGGGUAUCGUGGACAGAUUACCUUUGCUUUCAACCGAGUACCUGCGUACAGAUGCCGAGUGGCGUCGGGCAUAUGUCGUCCUGGUAUUUAUCUUGCACGGCUAUGUAUGGGGUGGUGACCGUCCUGCCGAGAAAAUCCCUCCUCAGUUGACCGUGCCCCUGUUCAAGGUCUGUGACCGACUUGAAGUUCCCCCAGUAGCCACAUACGCCGGCGUAUGCCUAUGGAACUACAAGCCCAUUUUCCCGGACGAGCCCACCGAUGACCUUGACAACCUCGCCUGUCUGCAGACUUUCACCGGAUCCCUAGAUGAACAAUGGUUUUACCUCAUCUCGGUAGCCAUCGAAGCCCGCGGUGCCCCCUCAAUCCCUCUCAUGCUGCAAGCUAUUGCCGCAGCUCGACGCGGCGAAGCCCGCGUAGUAACUGAGUGCCUGCAGCGGCUUGCUGAAAUUAUAGAUGAGGUCAACUCUCUCUUGCAACGCAUGUACGACAACUGCGACCCAUACAUCUUUUACAACCGCAUUCGCCCCUACCUCGCCGGUAGCAAGAACAUGGCCGACGCAGGCCUACCAAACGGCCUACUGUAUGACGAUGGUAAAAAUGAACCCAAGUACAGACAAUACGGCGGCGGCAGUAACGCCCAGAGCUCUCUGAUUCAGUUCUUCGAUAUCGUGCUGGGCGUGGAGCACCGGCCAACAGGCGUGUCUCGCCCAGAACAACGCGAUAACACGUCUGAAGAUAGCCCCAAGUCCCGGAACGGCUUUAUCCAUGAGAUGCGCGCCUAUAUGCCCGGCCCGCACAGACGGUUCCUGGAGCAUGUCGAUACAAUCGCCAAUAUCCGGUCCUUCGUUGAAGCUCGACGUACAGACCCUGCUCUACGGCUGGCGUACGAUGCCUGCCUAGGCAUGCUGCGUGCAAUGCGUGACAAGCACAUUCAAAUCGUGUCCCGCUAUGUCAUUCUCCAGGCGCGCGGAGCCCGUCGCGAGUCACAGGCCGCUAAGCCCAGCCAGCCUGCACCCCAGAAUCUGGCUACUGCCGCCCCGGCCGAUAGCAAGAAGCUACGAGGAACGGGUGGUACAGCACUCAUUCCGUUCCUUAAGCAGGCACGUGACGAGACCGGUGAACCGGCCAUCGAUGCAUGGGCACGACGACUUCUCAGCAAUGGACCUGCGGUUGUGGGCUCGGCUGCACUGAGUAAAGUCGGUGAGCAUCCUGAUGGGCAUCUUGAGGUUGUUGGCCUCUGCGGUUCAUGGACGGCGGACGAUAGUGAAGGUGGAAUCUGCCACUGGUGAUCAAAAUUAUUUUCUACUUAC
Penicillium pulvis is the source of this 1929-nucleotide messenger RNA. RefSeq names its product indoleamine 2,3-dioxygenase. The record is from RefSeq and is a predicted model, not a curated record. Bases 460 to 1908 code for a protein of 482 amino acids. Gene Ontology annotation, cellular component: cytoplasm. NCBI's taxonomy places the organism in Eukaryota, Fungi, Ascomycota, Eurotiomycetes, Eurotiales, Aspergillaceae. Gene Ontology annotation, molecular function: heme binding; indoleamine 2,3-dioxygenase activity; metal ion binding. Gene Ontology annotation, biological process: 'de novo' NAD+ biosynthetic process from L-tryptophan. The transcript is spliced from 2 exons.